Uloborus diversus is the source of this 2400-nucleotide messenger RNA. Its product is annotated as exonuclease mut-7 homolog. The annotation marks the transcript as partial. Gene Ontology annotation, biological process: nucleobase-containing compound metabolic process. The record is from RefSeq and is a predicted model, not a curated record. Lineage: Eukaryota; Metazoa; Arthropoda; Arachnida; Araneae; Uloboridae. Gene Ontology annotation, molecular function: nucleic acid binding; 3'-5' exonuclease activity. The transcript has 17 exons.
AAUGUGUGUCGCCUGCUUCAGUUCUGGCUGCCGCGAGAUAUUAAACGACAAAGGGACUUAUGGUUCUUCCUAAGAAGUAUUCAUAAUAAUGUAAAUGCCCAAAUGCCUGAAAUUUCGACUGAAAAAUCUACGUCUUUACAACUAACCUCAGAUCUUAGAAGAUCUGAAAUGCUGUGGAAGAAAUACCGAAAGCCUGAUAUUUUAAGGAAAUUCCUUCAUAGCUGUUAUUUAAAAAAUGCAGGUUCUCUCAAUUACAUUACAAACUUAAUAUGCUUAGCUUGUGACCGAUAUUCAAAUGCUCCAGAUUUAGUGCACAAUAUGAUAGUAACUUAUCAACAAUUUUUAGAAGAAAAGUGCAUUGAAUUUUCACCGACAUUUGAAGAAAAGUUAGAAGUAUUGAAUUAUGUUGUUUCAUGUAAAAAUUAUCAAUUAGUUCAACUUGUAUGCUGUGUGUAUAAGAUAAACGAAGAAAGAGAUCGAUUCAAAUCGUUUAUCCAAGACCUUCUAGUGCACCGGAAAUUAAGUGAAGCAGCGUUCUGUAUCCGAGCUAUGAAUCUUCAUCAUGAAUAUCCUAUGGAAAAGGUGAUAUUGCCACUUUUGUUUGAAGGAAUCGUUCAUCCGGUGAUUAUAUAUUUAUCAGAUCAUCAAGAAAUGCAAUUAGCUGUUGUGAAACACAUUGACAGCCUUAUAGAUAUGAAAGCCACUGAUCCAAGCUCACCAGAGUUUAAAAAAUCAAGAAAGCUUUUUAAGACUCUUAAUACUUUAGUCAAUGUUUUAAAAAUUCCUCCAGAAGCAUGCAAAAAUUUACAUUACUUCAGGAGCAGAGGUGCAUUAUAUGUAUUAAUCAAAAGGAGACUCGAUCAAUCUAUAGCAGAAGAUGUAUGGGAAGAAAUGGUGAUGCAAAUUGUUCAGAAGAAUGAAGAAUUGAAGCAGUUUUUAGUGAAUAUUCUGAUGUCAAAAAAUGAUAUCAAGACUGCAAUGAAGAUGGCUGAAAAGUUGAAUAUUACUGUAGAUUGUUCAAAUCUUGAAAAUGCCAAUGUUAACAAUUCUGACCUGGAGGAUUUUCAAAAUGAAGAUAUAGUAGAGUUAUCCGAGAGCGAGAAUAACACCAAAGAAGAUAACUUGUGUGAACAUCUAGAAUUUCCGUUAAGUUUAUCUGAUAUUAAAUUGAUUUCAUACAAAGAAGACUUUAUUCAAUUUAUUGAUGAAAUAAAGAAAUACAAGAUGGUUGGCAUAGAUUCUGAAUGGAAGCCCCAAUUUGGUCUUUCUAGAGACAGGCUUUCUUUAAUUCAGCUUGCAGUUCAUGAUAAAGUUUUCAUCCUAGAUAUUUUAGCAUUAGACAAGUGCCUUGAUUUUGAAGACUGGGACCUACUUACCGAUGAUGUCUUUGGAAAUUCAAACAUUGUAAAAUUAGGUUGUGGUAUAAUGUCUGAUGUAAACAUGAUAUUGGAAAAUCAUAAGGGUACCAAAGGAAAAACCAUAGUAUUCUCUCAUAUCUUAGACAUGGCAAUUUUUUAUCAGAAACUCCAGGAAGUUUACCCUGAGGAAAUGAAUUCAGAUGCUUCUGAUAAUACAAAUCAAAAAGGUCUUAGCAAACUCUGUGAAAUUAUUUUAGGAAAACCCCUUAACAAAGAAGAACGUUUAUGUGAUUGGGAAAAGAGACCCUUAAAGGAAACUCAAUUAGCAUAUGCAGCUUUGGAUGCUUAUUGUUUGCUUCAGAUGUACGAUACACUAAGAGAGAAUGCACUGCAGAAAAAUAUGAAUUUUGAUCAUUUGUCUAAGGUAGCUAUUGUUCUAACUACAAGUUUAUGGAAAUCUAAGAAAAAAAUAAAAGGGUCAAAGCAUCAGCAUUUUGUUAAAGCUGAAACAAUUAUUCCUAUUGAGCAAUUUAAAGUUGUUACUCACUCUUCUUUUGAAAAUCUUGGGAAACAGUUAAGACAAUAUGGUGCAGAUGUUCUAGUCCUUAAAUCUAGCUCUUGGCUGCAAGAUAUGGUAAAGAUAUCAAAUUCAGAGAAGAGAAUAAUUCUGUGUAGCAGUCGGGUCCGACAUCUGAUAAGAGGAAAAUUUGAUAAAGAUUUAUGCUUUGUUAUAUCUGAUGAGGAUGAGGAGUCGACAUCUGUGUUUCAAAUAUUUCAUCAUUUCAAUGUUCAGUUGUCUAAGCAAAAUAUUUUCUCUCGAUGCAUAGUUUGUAACAGUGAGGAAAAUUUCAAAUUAACUGAUGAUGAUGUGAAAUUUUUGAAAGAAAAUGAACUUGCAGAUAAUUUUUGUUGUGAAGAUAAUAACUUGAAUUCUGAACUUUUGGACUUUGUGAAAAAUGCCUGUGAUUUGAACACUAGACAAAAUAUUUUCAAUUCUUUAUCAUCUGUAAAAGAAGCUGUUUAUUUAUGUAAAAAUUGUGGU